UUCGUCUUUGACCGCCAGCAGCAUGCCUCCCCGUCUGCGACACCGACCCCAGCCUGAGGAGGAAGAUGCUGCGGUGCUGAAGCUUGGGCCUGAGUUCAACAAUGCUGGUUGUCUGCUCAUCUCGGAAGUGAAGUACCUGCUCGAGAACAGAGAUAAAGAUGCCCCGGAUACUGCUGUUUACAACAAGACCCUCGAGUACGUCAAGACGUUCGCCAAGUUCAACACCACGGAUUCCGCCAGCGCUGUCCGAGAGACCCUUCGGAGAGAACCUGCUCUGACUCAGUUUGAAACCGCACAGAUAGCCAACCUUUGCCCUGCCGACGCUGAGGAGGCGAAGAGCAUCAUCCCGAGUCUCGUGAAGAUUGACGAUGAUAGGCUGCAAGCCCUCCUCGACGAGAUCCAGACAAUGAGGAAGUUCCAGUCAUGACCUCUUACCCUCGCCGCCGACGGUCUCGAUCAAGAGUGGGUCGUCAAUUUUCUACUCUCGAAGCGUAGCCAAAGUAUCAUUAUGGGAUCUGCAUGGCGACAUUGACGAUACCAGCGUGCAAGCAAACGUUACGACGAUUCGUGCGUGACUCGGGUCCAGGGCAGGCCGCCCCGGGAGACUCUGCCGCUGAGGGUAGUAUGUGGUACGACCAGGUGUGUCGACUAGACAAUGGUCGAAUUUGGUGAGGCAUAUGGGCGGAUGAUUGGUGUAUCUCACAGUUCUGUCUGUACGGUAGCAGGUCGGAAUGGAUGUGCAUUUACA
This is a messenger RNA of Laetiporus sulphureus 93-53, 748 nucleotides long. RefSeq lists its product as uncharacterized. Gene Ontology annotation, cellular component: P-body; RNA polymerase II, core complex. The record is from RefSeq and is a predicted model, not a curated record. Gene Ontology annotation, molecular function: translation initiation factor binding; nucleotide binding. Bases 23 to 427 code for a protein of 134 amino acids. Lineage: Eukaryota; Fungi; Basidiomycota; Agaricomycetes; Polyporales; Laetiporaceae. The transcript has 5 exons. Gene Ontology annotation, biological process: mRNA export from nucleus in response to heat stress; nuclear-transcribed mRNA catabolic process, deadenylation-dependent decay; positive regulation of translational initiation.